Molecule: messenger RNA, 609 nt
Organism: Mixia osmundae IAM 14324
Lineage: Eukaryota; Fungi; Basidiomycota; Mixiomycetes; Mixiales; Mixiaceae
Exons: 8
Coding region: 1-609 (202 amino acids)
Source: RefSeq, a predicted model, not a curated record
AUGUCCAAGCAAGUCGAUCUGCCAUCUCCCAACGAGUCAGCAGCUCUUUCGCCGAUCAUUGUGACCGGGCCAUACCUCGCGUUUCCUCAUACUUGGCAGAUCACCUUCAGCGCUCGUAACGUGCUCCUCAACGUCGUAGCAAGCAGAAGACCCCACUACCCAAGGAAUGUAUGGGAAACAACAGCCGUACAUUCGUCUCGUUCCGAUCGGCGCGCCUGUGCUCAGCUCUUCCAUCAGGUCACGGGCAGCCCCUUUGUAACCGUCUCCAACCACUUUCGCGGCGAGGAUUACAAUCAGCGCGGCGAGUUUGCGCUAUUCGAAGCAACCGAGACCAUUAUAGGCGAACCUCGAGUCACGCCUUGGAACGAUCCUCUUGAAGACUGCUGUCGCGUAGCGAUUCGCUGGUCUUACAACCUCAACAUGGACACUGGCAGACUCAAAUACAGGAGACCUGUUAUCAGCGUCAUCAACGGCGGAGCGCGCUGGAAUGCAGGCGAUCCUUUCUGUCCUCGUGACGUCGAGAUCGAGGCUUAUGAUGGCCAGCCGGAAUACCAGCUCAUCUGGCGCGAUUGGACGGGCACCCCUGCUGAUCAACCUGCGACGCAAUAA